AUGUACAGAGGAAAGCUCAAGGAUGGGUCUCAGAUCGCCGUCAAAUGUGUUAGAAAGCUGAACGGUCAGAAUCUGACAGCUGAACUCUGGAGGGAGCUUGAGACUCUUGAGAAGAUUGAGCAUAGGAAUCUGGCGAGGCUCUUCGGAUUCUUUGAGCGCACAGCUGACAGUCUCGUCGUAGUUGAGUAUGUCAGCAAUGGUUCCUUGAGGGAACAUUUGGAUGAAUCCUGUGGAAAUGGUUUAGAACUCGCGCAACGGCUCAACAUCGCGAUCGACGUUGCUCAGGGCAUCACCUACCUGCACGAGUACAAAGAGCAUCCGGUCAUCCAUGGAGGCAUCCGGUCGUCGAGCGUGCUGCUGACCGACGCACUGACGGCGAAGGUGGCCGGCUUUGGGCUGGCCGGGACGGCGGCCUCGGGCUCGGGCUCAGGCUCAGGCUCGGAUGCAACGCCGGCGAAGGGCGCUGCCGGGUACGUGGACCCGGAGUACCUGAGCACGUACCAGCUGACCGACAAGAGCGACGUGUACGCCUUCGGCGUCCUCCUCGUCGAGCUCGUCACCGGCCGGCCGCCCAUCGAACGCAGCCGCGGCGGCGAGGCCCGGCUCACCACCAGAUGGGUAAGAAAAGAAACAAACAAUCCGAGAAUUGCAUAUGUAAGCGCAGAGCUGCGAUGCUCACAGCCAUGCCGUGGCCGUGCCAUGCAGGCGUUGCAGAGGUGCAGGGCAGGGGAAGCCGUGGUGGCCAUGGACCCCAGGAUGCGGCGGAGCCCGGCGUCGGUGGCCGCGGUGGAGAGGACGCUGGCGCUGGCAGCGCAGUGCGUGGCGACGGCCAGGGAUGACCGGCCGUCGAUGCGGCGGUGCAGCGAGCUGCUGUGGGCCAUCCGGAGAGACUACCACCGCCAGGAUGAGCCGCGCUGCGCCGCCGUCGCGGAGGAACGAAGCGACGAGUGGUUCGUGAGGUAG
Molecule: messenger RNA, 963 nt
Organism: Miscanthus lutarioriparius
Lineage: Eukaryota; Viridiplantae; Streptophyta; Magnoliopsida; Poales; Poaceae
Source: the annotation of a GenBank genome assembly